Molecule: messenger RNA, 2142 nt
Organism: Sclerotinia trifoliorum
Lineage: Eukaryota; Fungi; Ascomycota; Leotiomycetes; Helotiales; Sclerotiniaceae
Source: the annotation of a GenBank genome assembly
GGGAAUCCUGUUCAAUGUUCGCAUCGCAGUCGAAUGUGGCGGCGAAUCCUUUCGAGAAUUUCAGCCUGAGGAGCGGUAUGUUUUGGAUCUUUCCACUUUCUGCGCCCUUCGCCUGUCUUCUGGAGAAAAGAAUUUCAAUCCUUCCCAGCUAAUCAAACCCAGUCAUGCAAUCAAGCCACAUGAAUGAUUGGUAGGCGGGCGGCAACUUGGAGUCCGCCCCGUUAUCAUCCAUUGGGGUCCAACUUCAUGUCUCAAUUCGGCAUUGUAAAUUGCUCAGCCAGAGAAUGUCUGCUGGCCAUAUCUGGAAAGGCAAUUGAAGGCAAUCCGAGAGGUGAUCUUUACGCCUCAUAAGUCGCCAUUGUGACGAAUUGGGUAAAAACUGUGCGGCUCCUCCGCGAUUGGGACUCAGCAUAAAAGCUUAUAAAAUGCCAAACAAAUCAUCCGUCCAAUGUUCAGUCAAUCGGAAAAGUACCAGCUUUUGAUGCUUUACCACAUCAAUUAAUUGCUAGAACAAGCAAAAGACUAUUGAGGCGGCUAUCAAAAACAUGACAGGUAACACGCAUGCGAAGCGAAAUGUGACGUUUCUUGACGCUAACCUUCAUAGAUUAUCCGAAGAACAUUGAUUCAAACGGCUUCCUCUCCCCUCCCAUCAAAACCAGAGCUACAAAUACAAAACUUGGACGAUCUGGAUCUGUCCCUACCUCCGAACGAUCUGCGAGGUCCAGCCUGUCUAGAGUCACACACGUUGAGGAGGAUGCUCAAAUCGCCCCUUAUGAAGAUUCUUCUAACAUAACACCGUCAAAUUAUACUUGUUUAGAUCAUAUACUGGCAAUUGUUCGAAUCGUUUUCUGUGUUCCAAUGCCGAAGAAAAUGGAAAAUAGCUCUCCAGGACCCGUCAAGGGCGUGUCGUUCGAUGCAAGUAACGGAUAUUUUCUCUGCACCAAAGCUCUACUAAUGAACAUGAUAGAUGGAGAGUUCUCCGUGGGUACUCCCGGUACAUGUUGUAUCGACACGUAGAGAUACGGACAAACAUCCAGUGAUCAAGCGUGCAAAAUGCACCAUCGAUACCGGUAACAUGCAGGGCAACAUCGUCUCGAGGGAAUUCGUUGAGAAAGUUCUGCAGUAUUCGGAAGCGAACUUUGUCUCUUUGACAGCGGCAGAAAAGGAAGGCGGCUUCGGAGUGACAGGGCAUAAACUCGUAAGUUUCGAAACUCUUCUCUUGUUGUGGUACCAAAGAAAGGAAACGAUAGAUAUCGAUUCGACUCAUUCGCUGAGAGUUGAACUAAUCGGUUCUGAUCCAGGUGCCAGAAGGAGCCAUCUACUUAACCUGGUAUUACGAUAAAAGUACACGGGUCUUCCAUAACAUGAGGUUUCUCGUCUCACCAUAUUCACAAUGCGAUCUUAUAAUCGGAGCUCGAUCGAUACAAAAGGACAAUUUACUCGGCGUUCCAAACCUUAUGGCAACAACAAACAGCAGGGUAGCACACACAACAGAUCAAAUAGGUAAGUCUCCCUGAAUGCGGAGCAAGUUAUGGCAAAAUAGCUAAACAAUUGCAGAUGAAGAAGAAGAGCGCCUACAAAAUAUAUAUCUCAAGCUAAAGUGUGAAUUCGAAGAGAUGGAGCUCGGCCUAUUGGGCACGACCGAGGACACAAAUAACACCAAAAAAUUGAAGGAUUGCGCAAAUGCACGCGAUAUCGCCCAUAAAUACUAUCUCAUCCGCAAUGCAGAGGUGGCUAAUAAUCCAAAAUUAGUAGCCCAACUAAAGGAAGACCUUGAGAAGCUACCAGGGUAUGAGACUUAUCUAGUCCCGUCCAAGUCAGAUACAACUUCAUCUGGCACGGCACAGCAAAAUGGAUCGAUUCCCAUUCAACGCACAGUCAAGAAGGCAGUUGAGCAGUCUUCACCUACAAAAUGAAUGUUCUAGGGUAAAUUGGUCAAGGAACACGAGCUGUCCGUUGAGCUUUUGUAUUGGGGUUGAAUAAAGUAGAUUCGGAAAUUCAAAGGAUACGGGUGGUACCUUUCGUUAUUUGACGGAGCUGGACAACAGAAAAUGGAAGAGGUGGCAGAUCUCGUUUCGGAUAGACUUUGAAUGAGCGAUCAGGCAGGAAUCGAACAGGCAAGGAGUUUGCGCUGUUUUAUGA